CACAAUGCAGGGUGAGGACUUGUCGUAUUUUGCUGCAGGAGGCAGUGCAGGGAAUCUGGAUUUACCUGAAAGUGUGUUUCUCUAAUAACCUUCUUCACCAUGAAGACAUUUUGCUUUAAUUGUGUGUGCAGUGAAAUGCUGUUCUGCAGCAAGCAAACUGAAAGGAAUUAGCUUCAACAUUUUUGCGCUUUUUGUUAUCUGAGUGAAAGAAACAAUCAGGAUGGCUUCUACAAAUAAAAGAAAUUCUGCAGUGAGAAUUCAAAAUACAUUUUGCCCUGAAGGUGGAGUCUGCAAGCACGGAUUCCUCAUCAAAUCACCACCUCUGCAACUUUUCAGCUCACAGAAUUCCUGGAAAAGGCGUCUGUUUGUCCUGUCCAAGGCCGGCACAGGGAAUUACAUCCUGAAGUAUCUGAAAGGCCAACACGUGAAAGGCUCCAUAGCUGUUGAUCAAAUCAUAAGUAUUCAAGUUGGCAUAAGUAAUGCUGAAAUUAUGGAAAUGGUGAGGAAGAUGUUUAAAUGCCUUCCUGAGCAGGUGAUGUCCAUCAGCACUGGAAACAGAUGUUACUACCUCGUUGGGGACAGCAGGCAGGAAAUAGAUGACUGGGUCACUCUGAUAUCUUCAGUCUGCAGGGAGGACACAAGAAGUGGAUGCUGCCCUCAGAACCAAGAUCUUCCAAAUCCAGAAGUCAGAAGUCGGACUUCCUCUUUGCCACUAUUCUUGAGUUCUGUAGACAUGGCCAGCUUUCCAGACAGGCAAAGCUGCCAGAAGGAGAAUGGUUCCUCAGAAGACAAGAACAGGCCUUAUUCAGAUCCUGGCCCCCAUCAGGCUCAGUGUGACUCACCAAGAGGAGUUUGUCCAAGCCUGCAGGAUAAAAUUCUGGGAGGAAGUGAGGAAAACCUGCUGUUGUCAGAUCCAGAGGAAAACAUGCAAAAGGACGAAGAAGAUUAUUACCAAACUCCCAGCGGUGUUUUAGCUAAGUGCACUACUGAAGUAUCAAGACCUGACCCUACAGCUGAGCCUGAUGUCCCUGUGCAAGAGAAGCCAGAGCAGAACAGCCCAGUAAAGGAGAACAUUUAUAUGUCAAUGAAAUCAAUUAAGCUGCUGGACGAGACAUGCCAGCUCACGUGCAGGCGUGAUGGGCUCCCAUCCCCUCCCAAAUGCCAGAGCAACAGUGCAUGUCCAAGAGACCUGGAAGCAGAAAAAGGCACAAAAUUCCCAGAAAGCAGCACCAGCCUGCAGCCAACCCUCCAGAGAAGGCAAAGCUCAUUACCCCUCUCAGUGGUUCACUUGUCCAUACUGCUCAGUCAAGUUACAGAUGAGAUGCAGCUGCAGAAAUUGGAUAUUUUCGUACCCCUGGCUGAUAUUAACAAUUACCUGAAACUUACUGAAGCAGCAGGACGAAUAUGUGUCUCACAGUGGGCUGGUCCUCUCAGGCUGGGGUGCUUGUUCAACCACGGAGACCACGUGGUGGCUGUGAAUGAUCUGCAGCCCCAGGGUGUGGAGGAGGCUUUCUUCUUCAUCAGCAGGUCCACCAGAAAGGAGGUGAAACUUACUGUAUGUAGGAUUCCACAUUCAGAUACCUUUCAUGCUAAAGGCUGCUCAUGUUCCUGAAAAAAAAAAAAAAAAAGACCUCAAUGAUUAACGCUGUUCAAAGGCCUGCUUGUGCUGAAUUCUGCAUAAAUACAGAGGGAACUUCCAGUUCUGGAACUACAGAGGCUGAAAAUGGAAGAAAACACAUUCCUUGGGAGCUCUGCUCCAAGGCUGCCAUGGGAGUCCUUUGCUCUGCUGCUUUGAGCACAGCAGAUCCAUUUCUGCCCAAGGAGCCCCUGAGGGGAUGGAUGGAUGGAUGGAUGGAUGGAUGGAUGGAUGGAUGGAUGGAUGGAUGGAUGGAUGGAUGGAUGGAUGGAUGGAUGGAUGGAUGGAUGGAUGGAUGGAUGGAUGGAUGGAUAUCACUGUCCAGGGCUUCUUCCAGCCCUGAAACUCUGUCAGUCUGCUAGGACAGUCCUCAUGGCCUGAACCCUAAAAUCACAGAUCACCUUCUUCAAGAGCCUCUACUGAGGAUGCCAUCCUCAGCCUUUCCUGGCCAAAGUUUGCCUCAGCUCUUCUGAACUUUGGAAGAGGAAAGUCCAAACUUUUCUGUCUUGUUCCAGGACUCAUCUCUCUGUAAAAUCAGGAAAUUAUUUGCUAAUAUUUAUCCUAGACAAUUUUUUUCAGAAAAUUAACUUGAUUUUUUCUUGCCCUAUUUUCAGUGGGCAUAGGGAAUAUUUGGAUUGCCACUGUCUGUACAGAAAUCUUCAUUAUGGAAGAUGUUGUUUCUACCUAUUCUCCCUUCUCUUUUUCUUAGACCAAACAUUCUGCAUUCUUCCAUCAUUUUUUCAAAUACUUCCUGAAAUUGGUAAUGCAAGACAAAUGCCUUUUGUUUCCAGUUAUGGAUGAACAGAGGAGGUGAGAAAUUGAAAUGCAAAGAAUUAAAUUCAAAUUGAAUUCAAAGAAUUCAAAUUCUUUUUGAAUUUCAUCAAAAAGAAACCCAAAGCCAUGAAACAAUUUCCUAGAACUUCAUGGAGAAACAUUUCUCCAAAGAGGUGAAUUAGUGAAGAUGGUGGUGGGAGAAGAGCCACCUGCAUGGAACCUGCUUGUUGAGCACUGAAUGCUGCACCUCUCAGCUAUGGAAGAAUGUUGAUUUUGGACAAAACCAGGAUUUGGUUAGAUAUAGCAUGCACAGAAUAAUUCCAGAAUAUUUUAGAGUACUGGGGGAUUAAUUCUGAACUUUAGUAAACAGUCAGCCCAUAAUGUGUUACUCCAUAAUUGAUCAUUAUGCCAGUUUGUACAGUGCUAAAUGCAGAUAAUUAAUGUCACAUAUUGGCUGAUUCAUAACACUUACAGAGGCACAAUAUGGAAAUGACAUUGGUACAGUAAAUUCGGGUAGGAUGUGUGAAGUUGUCUGCCUACAUAUGAUAAAUAAAUGUCCUAACACUUUACAACA
Melospiza melodia melodia is the source of this 2984-nucleotide messenger RNA. RefSeq names its product pleckstrin homology domain containing S1 (gene PLEKHS1). The record is from RefSeq and is a predicted model, not a curated record. The transcript has 15 exons. Bases 221 to 1612 code for a protein of 463 amino acids. Lineage: Eukaryota; Metazoa; Chordata; Aves; Passeriformes; Passerellidae.